AUGUUCCGCAGCUGUUUUUUCUUUAUCUCGGUCUUGAUUUUGAGCAGCAUCUGUCAAGAAUUCCAACUGUUUCCGGCUUACCAGCAGGCUUUGAACCAGUACCAACGAGAUCAGUACGGCAACUUGAAGAUCGGAACUCGUGACCACGGCUAUUAUUGGUCCUGCGAGAGCGGCGGUCCGGAAUGCCCUUGGGGAGGCCGAAAACGAUGA
Messenger RNA from Caenorhabditis auriculariae, 210 nucleotides. NCBI's taxonomy places the organism in Eukaryota, Metazoa, Nematoda, Chromadorea, Rhabditida, Rhabditidae. The record is from the annotation of a GenBank genome assembly.